Molecule: messenger RNA, 1011 nt
Organism: Exophiala spinifera
Lineage: Eukaryota; Fungi; Ascomycota; Eurotiomycetes; Chaetothyriales; Herpotrichiellaceae
Exons: 2
Coding region: 1-1011 (336 amino acids)
Source: RefSeq, a predicted model, not a curated record
AUGCGCAAUGCAGACACGCUCAUUCCGAUCAUGCUGGGCAACCUGCGUCAAGAGAUCCAAGCAGAACAAGCCUUACUUCGGCAACGUGCCCGAGAAGGCGACCCGUACUCCGUGUUCUCCAACGGGCGACGGAGACGAUCUCGGCGCAAGGCGCGGGAGGUGACCGAGCUAUUGGAAACCACCCUCAACGGCAUGUGGCAGCAGUUUCGCAAUAUAGAACGCCCGUUCCUCAUCAGGAAUCCAGUGCGCGCUGAAGAGGUUCAGAGAGGCGACUGGUGGGGAGAAAGUGACGUGGAAGAGAAGCCCUACGCGAAACCCAGCUCGAAUGAAAAGCAGACCACCAACCGUAUCGGCAUGGUAGAAGCUGGCCUGGCUCCCGGCACCGAGAGGUAUUAUAGGACUGACUUGGUCCAUCGUUUCAUCUGGUGGCAAAGCCAGUCGUCCGUGGUCAGUAUGCUCAACCAGGUCCAGCGGCUUCAGAUUCGAAGGAUCGAAAGAGACACAUUCGAAGCAGACGAGUUGGUGAAACGAUGUUUAGCAAUACUUGAUCGACGAGGUGGUGGUGGAACAUGUCGUAAACGUGGAGGCAGCAGCUCUGGUAGCGACGAUAGACGUGGAGGGGGCGGCGGUGGUCUCGCGAGUCGUAGGGGUAGUAUGGCCUCAAGACCGGGCAGUGUAAGAGCUUUCAAACGCCGAGCUGAUGGAGGCGGCGCUCGGGUUAGAGAACUUGAACAGAAGGAAGUGGUUAGAAGAAAGCCUGAACCAGAGACCGUAUCCCGAGCUGCCGACGCAAGCAACACGGCCCGACGAAGAAGUUCUCAGCCACGGUUCGAUUAUGAAGUUGUCCAACCUGGAAGGAUAUAUGUCGACGUCGAGGACGGUGGAAUACGAGAAGUUGUCGAAUAUGUCGACCCCACCAAUUCCAGGCGUGCCCGAAGAGACAGCUAUCUAGAAAGGGGCCGCGAUUCUUCUAGGCUACGGGACUCGAGCCGAGAACGAAGAAGGGGUUGA